Molecule: messenger RNA, 808 nt
Organism: Haliotis rubra (blacklip abalone)
Lineage: Eukaryota; Metazoa; Mollusca; Gastropoda; Lepetellida; Haliotidae
Product: kielin/chordin-like protein
Exons: 4
Coding region: 159-620 (153 amino acids)
Molecular function (GO): protein binding
Source: RefSeq, a predicted model, not a curated record
CCGUUCCCACGUGUGAACUAUCACUGUGUGGCCGGAUAUAGGCAUCAUGGCACGCCUCCAGCCGUCAGACGGUUAUUAAAUUGAAAUAACAUUGGGAUGGAGAGUAACGCAAUACCGACAACAGCGAGAGAGCAAACAGAGCACCUUGUCGUAUCAACAUGCUUACGUUAAUCGUCGUUGCUGUGGUCUUCGUUGGAGGCGUGGUAGGAGGCUGUCCCUCUAGGGACGGCAUGGUGGAGGAAGGACACACCACAACGUUCGGGUGUCUCACCUGCACGUGCGGUGAUGAUGACAUGUACACCUGCCGGUACCCGGAAUGUAAUCAUACAGAAACCGUCAAUCCGUGUCUUCGGUAUUCAAGCGGAUGUUGCGCAGAGUGUCUGGAAUAUGGCUGCUACAAUCAGUACUUCCGGGGACACACGUCUUUGGUUCCACUCGGCCGAGUGCCACACCCAACUGACCCCUGCGUCACCUGCUCGUGCCACCUUGGACACGGAGAGGUCAUCUGCCGCUCCGUCAUGUGCGAGAGGCCAAAGUGUGCCAAUUUCAGGCAACGGCCGGGUUCAUGCUGCGAGUAUGACUGCCCCGAAGAAGUCAACUCUGAUAACACGGCUCCCUGAAGUUCAAGGGCUACAACACCCAAGGUGCAUGUGCUCGUGUCUCUUCAUGACAGUAUUAUAGACUUUCUGCUGACGUCCGUUUUCGGUGGUUCUUUGGGUUUUGUCGGAUGAAAAAAGCUGCAUUAUAUUUUUGUUAACUCUUGAUAUCAUUUUCUAAUUUAUAAUAAAGUUUUUGUCUCAAAAUUUCA